AUGCGUUCUGAAGAGCUGCCAACCCAUGUUCUGUUCAUGAGGAAGAAGCGGUUCGAUGCUUAUCAAGCCAGAGAGUUACUUCGGACAGGUCCCGGAGAAAAAGGACUACCGGUGCAUUUAGAAGGAGAAGAAAAACUUUUAGGAGAAAAACUUAUGCAAAAAGAAGCUUUUAAUAUAGUUGCAAGUGAAAAAAUAUCGCUGGAGAGGUCGGUAAAGGAUGUGCGUGAUCACAGGUGUAAAGAUAUUAUCUACCCUAAGAAUCUGCCAAGUGCAAGUGUUAUAAUAAUCUACCACAACGAAGCGUGGACGCCGUUACUGAGGACGGUGCACAGUGUGAUAAACCGAUCUCCGCCAGAGUAUCUACACGAAGUUAUAUUACUGGAUGAUUUCAGUGACCGACCUGAGUUGGGAGACAAGUUGAGGACCUACGUAGAGAAGACCUGGCCCGAUGGCAUCGUGAAGAUGGUGAGGGCCCAACAGAGGAGUGGCUUGAUACGGGCCCGUAUCGAAGGCGCCAAGGCUGCCACGGGUGAUGUCAUCGUGUUCCUGGAUUCUCACUGUGAGGCUGGGACACAGUGGUUGGAGCCGAUCCUUGCUCAUAUACAAGAAAACCGGAAGACGGUGGUGUGUCCGAUCAUUGACGCCAUCAACGACAACACACUGGAAUACUCCAGUGUUGGCGGCUACAACGUGGGAGGGUUUUCCUGGAGUAUGCACUUCACCUGGAGAGACGUCCCAGAGAGGGAGAAAGUUCACCGGAAAUACACAGACCCAAUCAGCUCCCCGACAAUGGCUGGAGGCUUGCUGGCGCUGGAUAGGAAGUUCUUCUGGGAGAUCGGAGCUUAUGAUGACGGGAUGGACGUGUGGGGAGGGGAGAACCUCGAGAUCUCCUUCAGAACGUGGAUGUGUGGGGGCCGGCUGGAGUUUCUACCGUGUUCCCGUGUCGGACAUAUCUUCCGUUCCAGUCAUCCCUAUACAUUCCCAGGCGGUAAGGACACUCAUGGUUUAAACUCAGCGAGGGUGGCUGAAGUCUGGAUGGACGAUUAUAAAAGAUUAUUCUACAUGCACAGACAUGAUUUGAAGAAUAAAGAUUUCGGUGAUAUAUCUGCCCGAGUUGAUCUCAGGAAGAAGCUUCAGUGCAAGAGUUUCAAGUGGUACCUGGACAACGUGUACCCAGAGAAGUUUGUUCUGGAUGAGGGCGUCCAAGCAUAUGGUAUUGUGAAAGCCGUGGAUAGUUCACUCUGUCUGGACACUCUGAGUGGAAAUGACAAGAUGGAAUACGACCUGGGAGUGUAUUAUUACCAGCGAGGCACCAGUACUAACCAGCUUUUUUCCCUGACUCAGACACACGAGCUACGUCGGGAAAAUCUGUGUUUAGACUCUUCAGGGGACGACGGUAGUGUCGCCAGGAUGACGUUGUGUUUUAAAAAGACGCCAGGGAUGAAGUGGAAACAUGACGUGGACCAAGGUACACUCAUUCAGGAGAAGUCCGGCAAGUGUUUGGACAGAGCUGACCUUAGUUCCGGUGACAUCGUCAAAGUAAAACCAUGCAAUGGAGGAAGCUCACAGAAGUGGAUGUUUGAAAGUGUCAGUCUAUGAUGGACUGUCAAGAAAGGUCAUUGUUAUGUUAAGUCAUCAAUUUCAUGUUUGCUCAGAAGUCCAAGACAGAAUCUACGGAGAGUGUUUUUAUGCUAACCAAAGAAAGGAAGGAUUUUUGUUUGUUGUUUAACGCUGCACCCGGUAAUAUUAAAGCUAUGUGACGGUGGUCUGUAAAUAAUCCAGUGAUUGAUAUCGUGAGCAUCGAUCUACGCACGUGGGGUACAAUCACAUGCAACAAAUGAUUAGCAGCCCAACUAACCCUAUAGAAUUAGUCUUCAGUAACCCGUGCUUGUCGAAAGUGGCGACUG
This is a messenger RNA of Haliotis rubra (blacklip abalone), 1907 nucleotides long. RefSeq names its product probable N-acetylgalactosaminyltransferase 9. The record is from RefSeq and is a predicted model, not a curated record. Gene Ontology annotation, cellular component: Golgi apparatus. NCBI's taxonomy places the organism in Eukaryota, Metazoa, Mollusca, Gastropoda, Lepetellida, Haliotidae.